Messenger RNA from Mya arenaria, 2390 nucleotides. RefSeq names its product acetylcholine receptor subunit beta-like. Gene Ontology annotation, cellular component: membrane; neuron projection; synapse. Lineage: Eukaryota; Metazoa; Mollusca; Bivalvia; Myida; Myidae. The coding region runs from base 275 to 1126 and encodes 283 amino acids. Gene Ontology annotation, molecular function: extracellular ligand-gated monoatomic ion channel activity; neurotransmitter receptor activity; transmembrane signaling receptor activity. The record is from RefSeq and is a predicted model, not a curated record. The transcript is spliced from 4 exons. Gene Ontology annotation, biological process: nervous system process; signal transduction; monoatomic ion transmembrane transport.
GACUUCCCACUGUUUAACACUAUCUCGCGUUUAUCGUAUCAAAGAACCUACGAACGGGAAUUAUUAGAUUAACACGUAUUUCAAUAAUAAACGUUAAUGAGUUUGAGACUUUUGUGUUAGAUUUUGUAAUGUUAUAAAGAAGCACGAAUUGUAUUCGACUUCUCCCAAAGACUUGUUACAACAGUUCAUUAAACUUAAAUUUGCAGUCACAGACAUCGGCUGACUUCUACGAUUGCAAACGACACAACAAUCGUAAUCGCUUUGUGUAGCUAUAAUGGAGUAUACAGUUUGUUCGGUUUUUGUGCUUAUCAUUCUCGCAACUGGGGCUAAAGUUAAAACUACUCCAAACCCCAACACAUAUGUAGAAGAGGCAAUACAGAUAUUCAAUACCAUCUUUCACAAGUACGAUCUGAACGUUCCCCCUCGGAAGAACUUUCCUGACCCCCUGUGGCUUGGGGUCAAUGUGCACGUCAGCCACGUGACUAGUCUUAACCUAAUUGAGCAAUCCCUCGAAUCGACUAUUGACCUUGAGCUAACAUGGGAUGAUAACAGGCUAGGCUGGUACCCACAAAAUGUGUAUGAAAUCGCCGUGAAUAAAGACACCAUUUGGGUUCCCGACAUAUCUAUUGACAAUGCAAUUGACGUGCCUGCUUUAAUAGACGACCCUCGUGUUGUCAUCAAACAUGAAGGAAGAAUGUAUUGGCAUCGCCGCUUCAAAAUAAAAACAUCUUGUGUCACAAAUGCAACCGCGUUGACAGAUGAUUGCGAGAUUGUGAUUGGCUCAAAUCUGCUGAAUGAUCGCGUUGUUGAUUUUAAGAUGAAUGACUCAUCAUGUGACCCGAGUCAGGCUGUAACGUCACACGAGUUAAGAAUUGAUGACGUCACUGUGGAAAAACGCGGGGAGAGGAGAUGGUUGAAGGAUAAUGUUACCUUUCCAGAGUAUGUAUGCACUCUAAGGUUGACACGGACUGGAUGCUGCUCAAAUGGAGGGGAUUCCGGGGAAACCAGUUACUUUCUUGGAUCAAAUAAUGACAAUACUAAUGGUGGAGCUAGAGAUCAAAUAACGAAAUUCGUUCUUGCAUUGUUCACUUUACUAAGCAUGAAAUUGCGUAUAAUGUUGGUUUAGGAGUGUAUGAUGUUAGUACUAUAGUGAUCUAGUUAUAUUUUGUCUAUGUAGACAAUCUAAGGCAUCCAAUGCAAUACUAAAUUUUAAUUAAAGAAUAACAAGUAUAUGAUUUUUGCAAGCGCAAUUUUAAACAUCAUAUUGUAAUAUAUAAUAAUAUUGUUUGUUCACUUUUUGAUGUAUUGCAAUAGUUUUCUACUUAUUUUCUUAAAAGAUGAGAAAAUGAUGAAAUUCUGUCAAUAUCUGAGAUAUGUGUCAAGUGAAAACAGGUUUUUUACUACAAAAUGUAUUAAACCUAGGGGUUUGUUGUUAAUGUCAGGUGAAUUAUUAAAUACGGUUAUGACAAACAUGAAUUUUUAAUCGUUUUAAUUUCAUUAUCAACCUAUUAAAUUGUUUAAUAAAUUGUGCAGCAGAAUAAGUGUUAAACUUUUUUCGAAAAAGGUAUAUAAUUAAGGAAAGCUAUUGUUUCUGGUACCGCACAAAAUAUAUUAAAGUAAAGCACUUCGUACAUCGUACAAAUUAUAAAUGUAUGGCAUUAAUUAAACUAUAAAAUGCAAUUAUCCAUGCUCAUGAGAAACAUAUUCAUCGAUACUUACUUUUUGUACUUAUUAAAAUGAUAUGUACUCAGUAGAUAAAGUGCCUUAUUAACGUUUCUGCUCAAUUUAUACUAGUACUAUUUUACAUUCAAAAUAUGUGUACAUGUUGUCAAUGUGUGUCAAAUACAUGUGGCUAUAGUAACAUACUGUCAAAGACUUUGAAUAACUUGAGAACUCUUUGUAGCUAUUGUAGUUCUUGAAUGUGUGUGUGCAAUAACCGAUGCAGAUAGUGCAUCAGCUUUUUGUAGUGUCAUGUCGUUAUAUACUUGGUUUUGGACAAUUGUUGAUGUAAAUGUGUUUAGAAUGAAUGGAACUAAUAACAGUGUCCAUGUUUCAUGACUUUUAAUGCCUAAAAAACUUUCACUUAAAUUGGAAAUAUUUGACAAAUAUAGAUAUAUUUUUUAAGCAAAACCUUCAGAUUUUAGUCUUGUUAUACGCAUACGAUAUAUAAGAUUGACAAAACGUUGCAUUAAUUUCAUUUUUUUUUAAUUUUGUAACAUAUUCAAAGACAAAUUAGUUGUCAGCUGUAUUAUGAAGUUGUAAAAAAACCAUAGUAGCUGUAUCGAAAAGAUAUUUGAUAAGAGGUGAUUUCGUAUGUAUGUGUGAAUGCGUUACAUUUUAUAUAUGUUAAAUGAGUGAUAUCAUUAUAUCCAAAGAAUUUCUUAAACCAG